AGCGAACGUAUAAUCAGCCCACUGGAAUCUCUUACUUUUGGUGCAGAACCUCAUUCUAUACCUGCAUAAAAGUUGCUCCCAGCCCAACGCUCCCGGUUCCUGGCGUCGCCCUUCCCGCCGAGGAGGACAAGCGUGUAGGAAAUGCCGAGCAUGAAUCUUCUCGUGGUAGGGGAGGAGAAGUCCCUCCCGGAUUUUGAGGAUGCCUUGGAGACCUGCAAGCGAUACGUCGGCCCCAUCAAGUUGUUCACUGCGCAUAAAGCGGUGGACGCAGUGAGCAGGCUGCAGAAAUUGAUUCAAACCUGUGGCCACUGUCACGCGGCCUUCCUUAGCCACCACUUCACUAGCCCUGGAAAAGAGGAGUUCAGCGAGACGCUGCGCAAGGUCAUAAAGGAGAAGUAUCCGGAUGUGCCCGUUAUCUGCUGGGGCAACCCGAAGAAAGGCGGAGAGCAAAACAAGCACUAUCACGUCGCAUUGGAGUUCAUCAAGGGCGGCGGCGAGGUGAACGCGCUGGUUGACAUCCUGAAGCAGGUGCAGGCGGGGCAGAUCCGCACCGACUACCUGCACAAGGACCAGCGCAAGUCGCUGGAGCGCCGCAACUCGCUGGACAGGUCCGACUCCAUCCGCGGCGGUCUGGGUGGCCGGGUGGACUCCCUCAUGCGCCGCACCGAGUCCCGCCGCGGCAGCGUGGACGGCCCCCGCCCGCCCGCACUUGACCGAGCCCUCUCCUCGCGGCGCUCGGAUGAGGAAGGCGGCGUGCCGGCAACAGCAGCGGCAGGCGGUAUGGGGGGCAGCAACCCCACCCUGCGGCGCAAGAGCGUGGAGCAGUUUGGCGGCUCAGGCGGCUUGCCCACCAGCGCCUCCAUGGCUGCCGCCGGCGGCGGCAUGGGCGGCCUCAGCAGCAUAAGCAGCAUGGCCGGCAGCGUCAGCAUGGGGCCGCCGCUGCGAACCGGCAGCAUGGUUGCUCCCAUGGGGGCCGUCGGCCUGGCGGGUGGACCCAUGGGUCCGGGCAUGGUGGGCCCUAUGGUCGGCAGCCUGGCUACCUGCCCCAGCGGAAACAUGGCUCUCGGCAUGGCGGCUGGGCCCCUGGCGGGCGGUGUCGGCAUGGCUGGCGGGGCGGCGGCAGGCUACGGGGCCGCUGCCUGCAUGAGUGGGCGCAUGGGUGGCGUGGGCAUGGGAAUGGGCGGCAUGGGAAUGGGAGGUAUGGGCAUGGGUGCGCCUGCUACUGCGGCGGCGGCAGUCAUGGGAGGGCUUGGCGGCGGCAUGGGCGACAUGGGCGCUGCGGCGGCGAUGGGAGGCUGCAUGGGAGGUAUGGCGAUGGGUGGUGUGGGUACAGCUGGUGCGGUCGGCAUGAUGGCACCGGCUGCUGGGGUUGCGGCUCCUGCGGCGCCCAUGGGCGGUGUUGCUGCUGCUGCUGGUGGCGCGGGCGGCGGCAAUGGCGGCGGCAACGCUGAGCUGAUUAAGAUGCUGGCGGAGGAGGUGGUGCGGCUGCGCAAGGCGGUGGAGGACAAGCGCGCCAGGGAGGCAGCGGAGGCGGCGGCUGCGGCUAUGCAGCAGAAGCUGGUGCUGCAGCAGCAGCAGCAGGUGGGGGGCGGUGUUAUGGGGGGCAUGAUGGGCAUGGGUGGUGGGAUGAUGGGCGGCGGAAUGCCGUUGGGAAUUUAAUAGUGGGGAAUGAAAGGAAAAGGAAAGGAGGAUAGAGAGUUGGAGGGAGGAGCAGGGCUGCGCCAGGCAUUGUAACUUGCCAUCGGUUGUCGGCUGUCCGUUGGGGGUUGAGGGAUGCUGAUGGUCUUGUUGAGGAAAAGGCUCGUUGUACUACACAUUGACUCGUUAAUGGACGGUGUCGGGGCUCGUUGUCUGCGAAGCCUUCCGCGCCAGACCUCAGAGCGUUACUGCCAGGUUGCUUCACACGCAUACGUCGUAUAGUCGUGCAUGGUCUUUACUGUCGCUACAUGGUCAGUUCCUUGUUUAUGUGAAAAGCAAGGUGUGACGGGGGAGAGAUUCCGUGGCCGCGCACACAUGUCAAGAGUGCCAGGCACGGUCCUGCUCCAAAUGCGAACCAGUGUCGUUCCUCUUUUUGUGUUUUGCGCAGUAUGUAUGGCGCAGGUAGCAGAUUACAGUGUAGAGGGUUCUCAUCAGAAGAAUAGCGCUCGCUAUACAUAAACAAUAAGAGCCAUGCCUGUGGUGCGUGUCAGAAGCGUGCUGCAAGCGAUGCUGGGUUUGGGACUUCGGGCCACGAUGUGCAGGCGGUUGGUGGGCCGCGCCGUACCUGGCAACGGGGUGGGUCCGGGUGUGCGCGUGAGCUUUGGUUGGCUGUGUGUCCUUGACUACCCUGAUUGUUUACUGGGGUGAGGCCAUGUGACGCCGACCCCAGGCGGCCAGGUACUGGUCUUUCGCGAGGGGAAGGCCGGUAAGGGCUCGGAAGGCACCCACUCGUCCCAUCCUUCGUUCUUACAUGUCCAGUUGUUGAGCGCAACAAGGCACGGAUGGGUGUAUGGCCGUGGUGCGAAAUAUCAAAAUAAGGUGUGGGUGCGUGCCUUCAGGCCGUUCACGCUAGUUUGGUUGAGCCGUUUGCAUGGCCCUCAGCCCGCAAGGCUCGGAUACAGGUCCUACAGCGUCAGGGCGGUUUCGCGCGUUUACAAGGUUACAAGCCGCAUGGGAGGGCGCUGAUGGUAUUGGCUGCAACGUUUGCGUGGCUGUAAGAGGUUGAGUUUGGCGGUCUCAUUGCUCAUUGCUUUGGCCACGUGUUGGCAAGGAGUUGUGGGCUGCGCAUGUGUUCGCCUGGCGUGCCCUAGGCGCGCUGCGUGCAUCCCCAGCGGGCAAAGCUGUUGCAGCUGACACCUUGUCGGGGGCAGUGCGUGGAGUACUGGUACGCAUAGCUGUGCAAUCUUAUAGACAGUUAUUUCGUUAACGGCUCCUGUGGGUUCGUUAACGGUUCCUGGCGCUCAAAUGUCUUCCAGAAACAGGCUUGCCGCCCUUGUGCGUUUGAAUGUGCAGUUCUGCAUAAGUGGGGGAAGGGAACGAAAGGGCACAUCCAGGGAGCGUGGUGGACGGAUGGAUGAUCCUUCGGUUGUUUACCAUGCGGUUUGCGGACUGUCGUACAUGAAUCCGUGAUCCCAUGAAGCGCUUUUGUGAUUGUGAUAAUGGUGGCGGUGCUGCUGCUGCUGCUGGUGAUGAUGAUGGUGAUGACGAUGGUGGUGCGUGGUGGCGUUGUGCAUGUGUGAACAUGUGUUGAAUGGGCGGUUCCUCGUUGGCUGGGGCCGUGCGACUGUGUAAUGGAUACAUGCUUACGUCCCCCCUGCUGCACUGAUGUUGAUUUCUUAAACUACUUUGCCGCCGCUUUCCCUCUUUUGCGGUGCUGCUGCUCGUGACCUACGACCCACGUGUGUGAAGCGUGCGUGUUGUAGCUAUUAACUUGUUACUUUUCUGUACCUUGUGGUGGCAAAUAAAGGAAGCAUGCAAGCUAUGGUACAACCUGAACAAAAUUUACGGCAGCGGUCCGUGUGUAGGGCCGCUGCCAUUGCAUUAGCACGUACGAAGUAAGGCACCUAGGAGUUGACACAUGGUGGUGUGUGUACGGCGGCGUGGUGGGCACGGAGCGGUCACCCCUGCCGUAACUCGUAAGUGUUCUGGAUUUGGGUCCGUCUGAUUCGGAGUUUGGAGGGACAAACUCACAGUGGCUUUACGGCUUUGAGCGAUGCUGUUAGGCGCAAUGGCUGAUGCUCUGGGUUUACGGCAUGGCGUUGAUGGGCUUGCGUUGUGAAGUGGUUUACGGUUGGCGUGACUUGAAGCCGAAGUAUUCUGGUUGCCAAAUAAGGAUCCACAUGAAGCCGGAAGAUUCUUUAGACAAUGACGAGUUUUUGCAGCUUUUCAUCUUGUUGCGGGCGGCGGCAGUGCUGCUGGAGGCGGUGGUGGCGGUGUUGCGGCAGUGAAGGGAUUUCUGCUGAAGUCAUGAAGAAUACCGGUACUAAGCGUGCGCGCAAAGCGCAGACCUUGUGCACAUGGGUGUUGAUAACGGGGUGAAACCGGGGGUGUUGCCAAGUACGCGCUUUUUUUAGUUUAUAUUGCAUGAGCCGAAGUUGUUGUUGUUCUGACCACCUUAACUUUCCUGUAAUGCAUACGGGGGAAAACAUGAGUGGUGGGGUGACAAUAUCGGCACGGAUUACAUGCCUCAUCCCCAGUAAAUAAUGCAUGUGACGCAGCCACGGGUGUUGCACACAUGCCCUUUCUACAUGCAACUUCCUGU
Molecule: messenger RNA, 4240 nt
Organism: Astrephomene gubernaculifera
Lineage: Eukaryota; Viridiplantae; Chlorophyta; Chlorophyceae; Chlamydomonadales; Astrephomenaceae
Source: the annotation of a GenBank genome assembly